AUGCUUCGAAAAUCCGUGGAAAAUCCUUCAAGGUACCAUCUAUAUCCAUCUAUCACUAUAAUUUUGUCUUGUUGCCCUGGUCCCUUUGGUGGCUCAUGGUGGCUCGAGGGCUGGUUCCCAGUUGUUUUCGGCUCAAAGCGGCCAAGUUUUUUGCAGCGUAUGGGCAGCUCCAGAAAGGGCCGAGGCAAAGGUGGAAGUGAUGGGAAAGGAAAGUCUUCAGGAAAUUUCUUCGGCGGUGGCGGUUAUGCCUCGUUCGGAGAUUACAUGGUGGAGAAGAAUCGGAAGCUCAAAGAACAGUUCGCUGCAGCGGCUCGUGCUGGAAGCACAGGCGAGACGAAGACCGCCAUUUUUACCGGGCUCAGUUUCUGGAUGACCGGCCGCACCUGUUUGCCGGACCAGGAAUUGAAGCGUCUCAUCGUGGAACAUGGUGGAGUCUACGAGCAAUAUGGCUUCACCCAUGUGACCCACGUCAUUGCAGACAACCUGGCAGCUGGAAACCAACAAUGGGCUCAGUUGAAAAAACGAACCAAGCGGGUCAAUGUGGUGACCUCAAGUUGGAUCAUGGACUGUGUCAAGGAAGGUCGCCGCCUACCGGAAAUCCGGUACAUGCCAGCGUGUUUGUCCAGCGCCUCCUCCAUGCUGUCGUUUAUGGAUCGCCAAGCAAAGGAGGAAGCGGCCACACCAGACCGUUGUUCUGAUGAAAUCAUCACGGAUGAGUCCCCACAAGUGGAGCAAGCAGCUCCUAGCAAGCCAGCUCCGCAUCCGCCAUCGCAUGACGCCGCAGUCGCUGCGCAGGCGGCUCGGACCGAGGGGGUCAGUCCUCCACGGAAGAAGGCGAAGCACUGCCUGGGUGGAAUUCCGGCGGCCAGUUCCUCCUUUGCACUGCAGGUGAGCACCCACUGUCCAGAGGGACUGGAUAGCUUGGCGGAACUGAUGGAAGUCUUGUCGGAUCUUUCAGACAGCUCCGCACGGCAGCUGCGUCAACAAAGUCGCUGCAGCACUGCAGCAGGUCUGCGAAUCAGCGUCGGAGAUUCGGCCAUGGAAUGGAGCGGAGCUGGAAAUUUGGCCAAUGCGUCCCACCACAGCAGUGACAUUUUACCUGUUCUGAAGUCUUUGGCUGCCAGAGCCGUGACAGCUCUCAGUUUGGAGCAUGCGGGCUACAAAUCGGUCAGCGAUGUGGAAGUUCGACUCCAAUGUGAUCAAGGAGGUCUGGAGCCAUCCCCAAGUCUUGAUUCGCCCUCGCCUCCGCUGGCCGCUCCGGCAUCGAAUCGGAGGGAGGAAAGCCCUGCUGUGCAGCUUCAAUGGGCAGAUCACGACCAGUCUCCUGAAGUCCCAAGCAUCGGCAGCCAAUCUGAUUGCGGUCCUCAUCAGCACGACAUUCAGAUGGGAAGCUGCACCAGCAAGGAGCCUCACCCCGAAGCAAAGGUUCACUGCCAGGUUGAGACAGCAACCAGACCACAUUGGAAAGACCUGCCGGUGUGGGCAGCGGAUGUGAACGCAAACACCAGAGAGCUCAUGCAACACUGGCGGGGAAUCUGCAAGACGUUGCAGAGCAUGAAACCAACGGGCCUGAGAGCAUGGCAUAGCAUGUGCCAUGGUCCUGAAAGUGAACCUGGCGGGCAUCAGCCUUCCGUGACCGCCAGCUUGGAUUGCCAUGAGGAUGCCUUCAAGACUCUUCUGGCAAGCCGUGAAUACGAGGUGGUGCAUCUCGCCUUGCGAGCCCUUCGGAUCUCGACCAGCAAGAGAGUCCCAUCCACACUCCGCGGAGAAGGCCAACUUCCCACGGCGGAGCACUUCAACCGCCUUCUGAGCAGCGUCCAGCGUGCCAUGGCCGGAGCACACUUCAAGGUGGCUCCGCUGGCCGAUGCCGAGGAAGAAAAGGACCCCAGUGAGAGUUCCAAGGCGGAUCACAGAUUGCAACCCUGCAGGUGCCUUGUGUGUCGAAAGUGCGCUGAGAAGGUGGCCUGGAGCGAACGGUCGGCAUGCCCGCUGUGCGACAUGAGAGUUCAGUGGCUUGCAGAUGAACGGGCGUUGAUUGCCACGGGCUGGCGGGUGACACGGGCAUCUGCUGGCAACAGGACAGAAAAGUGUGGAAUGUGUGGAAGCCGUUACAAGUGA
Molecule: messenger RNA, 2118 nt
Organism: Cladocopium goreaui
Lineage: Eukaryota; Dinophyceae; Suessiales; Symbiodiniaceae
Source: the annotation of a GenBank genome assembly